AUGGCUUCCACAGCGGUGCUCCUACUCCAGCUGCUCCUGGUCUCACUGGCGUCUGCAUCACAUCUAUUAGGGACAAGUGCGACCUACACCUACAGAGGACAAAACCCUGAUGGAACGUACAAGGUGGACCUUCACACCAAGUCAAUCUUCAAGACCUGUGACUCCCUGACGUGGAGCUGCUACGGGAGCAACUGUCGCAAUGUCGCUAGAAGUCCGUCGGUUGUGAUUGACAAAAACACCAACACGCCAAUAAAUACUUGUGUGACUGAAACAGUUUUCACGACUAAUGUUCGCAGUGACAAACCUUUUCAGAUGAGAGUUCCUCAGAACUGCCCUCGGACAUACAAGCUCACGUCUUUUGAUCCUGAUGGGGACAAAGUUCGAUGUCGAUAUGGAAACGUCAAGGGGAGGGAGUGCGACUCAUGCAACCUGCCACCAGGCUUCCUCUUAGACCAGGGCUCUUGCACAUUGCACUACAACUACACCCGAGCCAACAUCAAUGCUUUUGGACUUGAGUUGGUGGUGGAGGAUUUCCCACAAAGCUACAUCAAUCUGCAAUACGCAGACGGAUCCAAAUCCUACAGGACUCCGACGACCGUGGGGAGCGUGGCACCACCCACACCCACGGCUCCUCUUAGCAAACUUCCUAUGCAAUUCUCUUUUCUUGUGGACCCCCCUGCUCCGUCAUGUCAGGAGGGAGCUUUCCUGCCCAAGCUUCUGGCUCCAACACCUGCAAAUGGAGCUCGUUUCCUAGCAGAGGUCAACAAGGAAUUGGAAAUCAGAGUCAAAGCGCAUGCCAUAAAUGCAAGAAUAAAUAAUAUCUUCAUCAGUGGGCCGGCGAAUAUCAGAAAGCAGCAGACCACACAGGGAGAGUUUGUCCUCAGGUGGACGCCACUCCCAGAUGACCACGGACAACAUUUUGUGAUCUGCUUUGCUGUUGAAGCAGUCAAACCGCCUGCCGUCUAUCAGUCCGAGAUGAGGUGUGUUCUUGUGGAAGCCAGGAGUGAAAUAGUUAAAUCUCAUGUGAUCUGCAACGAGUCCUCCAUGACAGUAUCGGUUGAGAAAGCCUCAUUCCCUCGACUCCAUGAGGAUCAUAUGCAGCUCAACGAUCCCUCCAACACGGCCUGCAGCCUCCAGAGACUCUCCAACAGCACUCACAUCAUCGCCACCAUCCCCCUCAACGCCUGCGGCACUCAGAUCGAGGAGGACAAGGUCAACCUCAUCUUCAAGAACGAAAUCUCCACGGUGGACAACCCCAGAGACCUGAUCACCAGGAAGCACCUGAUGGAGGUGCAGUUCUACUGCCAGUACCCAAAACGAGGAAAAGCGUCAUUGGGCUUCGUGGCACACAGGAAGAACAUCACUGUGUGGGAGAAGGGCUUCGGCACGUUCACCUACCAGUUUGAGUUCUACCCUAACAACCAGUUCCAAACCAGGAUGGAUCCAGCAGCAUAUCCUCUGGAGUACGACAUUGGGAACAGGAUUUACAUGAAGAUCAAGGCCACCUCCUUGGUCAACAACACCGAGCUGUUUGUGGAGUCCUGCCGAGCUGCACCAUACGACAACCCCAGCUACCGCCCAACCUACUCCAUCUUUGAAAAUGGGUGUCAAAUGGAUCCAACUCUUCAGAUCCACUCCCCCGCUGACCAGAAAGAAUUCAAGUUCAGCAUGGAGGCUUUCAAGUUCAUCGGACUGAACAAUCAGGUGUACAUCAGCUGCUCGGUCAUGAUGUGUGAAGCAGGGAACUCCAACACCAGGUGCUCCAAAGGUUGCAUCAACUCUACGUUGACAAGCCCCCGGCGCUCCAAGAGAGAGGCUGUCAUCCAGAGUGCAAGUCACUUCGUUUCCCAGGGGCCAUUGCGCUUACGGAGAUCUGCAGAGAGGGUCGGAGCCACAGCGACCAACCUGAAUCUGAACCUGGUGUUCAUCGCUGGAUGUGUUCUUGCAGCCGUCGGCAUGGUCUGCGGAGUGGUCAUGUACAGAGCCAAAGUGUCAAAGGUCAAAUACCAACCUUUGCCAACAUUUGAGACUUAA
Molecule: messenger RNA, 2034 nt
Organism: Limanda limanda (common dab)
Lineage: Eukaryota; Metazoa; Chordata; Actinopteri; Pleuronectiformes; Pleuronectidae
Product: zona pellucida sperm-binding protein 2-like
Exons: 12
Coding region: 1-2034 (677 amino acids)
Source: RefSeq, a predicted model, not a curated record